Messenger RNA from Westerdykella ornata, 689 nucleotides. RefSeq lists its product as uncharacterized. The record is from RefSeq and is a predicted model, not a curated record. The transcript is spliced from 3 exons. Bases 223 to 603 code for a protein of 126 amino acids. NCBI's taxonomy places the organism in Eukaryota, Fungi, Ascomycota, Dothideomycetes, Pleosporales, Sporormiaceae.
CGGGCAUUGUACCUUUGUCGAUGGGCCACUUCUCCACUUAGACAGGGGUAACGGCAACCGGGCGCUUAUUCGCUCCUUGGAUUCCACUUAAGCCACACCGCCCAACUCGCAUGUGGAUGGCAUCCGAGACGCGCUGAACACGUCGACAGCCUCCAGCUUCGCUAUAGUCCUCAACAUCAUCGUUUUUACCGCCUGGCACCGCACCCUGGGGCACGUUCUACAAUGCCUGUUCGCAAAGGCGCACCUAGUCAAGAGGCAAGAGCUGCAGCUGGGCAUGAUCCUUUGCAAUGGGAGCGCUUUUAUGCUGUUACGAGAGAAGAGGCAAAGAAGAUCGUGCAGAAAUUUCCGGGUAUAACGUGGCCAAACGUUCCCAGCCCCAUCAGAUCAGAAGUUCGGAGCUGUGUUAAUGCUUCUCUUGCGAGUGAAAGCAUCCCUGCUGUAGAGGACGAUGUCCUAGGGUGGCGGAUGGCACUUGCGAUACGCGAUGCUCGGACUGUUGCUAAUAGAUAUCCGCAAUCGCAGUCACAGGCCAGUCGUGCAACGAGCGCUGACGCGCCGCGGCCUUCUCAGACCCGCCCCUAUGACCCCGUGCGCGAUCAGUAGGCACCUCGUGGUAGUGGAAAGUGAGGAGAGUAUAAGGACUGCAAUUAAUUUCUAUGGCUACAUAGGUACAUUCUCAGGAUUUACAG